Phalaenopsis equestris is the source of this 745-nucleotide messenger RNA. Its product is annotated as 7-deoxyloganetic acid glucosyltransferase-like. The record is from RefSeq and is a predicted model, not a curated record. The transcript has 2 exons. Lineage: Eukaryota; Viridiplantae; Streptophyta; Magnoliopsida; Asparagales; Orchidaceae. The coding region runs from base 116 to 745 and encodes 209 amino acids.
AAAAUAAAAAAGCGCAGAACUUGAGUUAGAUACUUAAAUAAACAAGAAUUGUGUGGUACUUUUUCCUAAAUUUUGUUCCCAGAGCUAAGCAUAAGCAAUUUCAGAGGGCGCCGAUAUGGAUGAGUUGGUCCAAAAUGUCCUUGGCAUGGAGACGAUCCUACGUCGCCGGGACCUGCCAAGCUUCUGCGUUAAAGCACGAACCGCCGAUGACCCUGUGCUUCAACUCGUAACAAGAUCAGCUGCAGACGUUUCCAAAGCACAAGGACUCUUGUUCAAUACCACAGAAUCCUUAGAAGGUCCGACCCUCUCCCUCAUCACCUGCAACGUCCACAAAAACACCUAUGCGGUCGGGCCGCUCCAUGCUCUCCUCCCAUUCUUCACCCCCGAGAGCCACUCGGCCAAUCUCUGGGAGCAGGACCACGCAUCGAUGUCAUGGCUCGACGCUCAGCCCCGCCGCCCCCUCAUCAAUGAACUAAAGGAGCAGAUGAUGAAGGCAAUCAAAGGCGCUCAAAACACUAAGAGAGCUCAAAUGCGAAGGCUAACAACAUUUCUUCUCCUGCACAGGAUGAUUACUCUGAACGAUGAAGGAUCACAUGAAGCGGAUCAGGACAUCUACAACUUCGACAGUGUGGGCCUGCGCCACUAUACCGUCACAAACACAAUCAUAAGGAUGCAUCACAACUCAUACCACCGAAAAAUGCCUUUUCCUGACAAAUUUUUGAAACCAAGCCUCCAAAAUGUUUGA